This is a messenger RNA of Paramisgurnus dabryanus, 3356 nucleotides long. RefSeq names its product homer scaffold protein 1b (gene homer1b). NCBI's taxonomy places the organism in Eukaryota, Metazoa, Chordata, Actinopteri, Cypriniformes, Cobitidae. Gene Ontology annotation, biological process: G protein-coupled glutamate receptor signaling pathway. Gene Ontology annotation, molecular function: G protein-coupled glutamate receptor binding. The record is from RefSeq and is a predicted model, not a curated record.
CGGCCCAUGCACUAUUAUAUGUGUACGUGUAUCUUGUAUAACGUUCUGUACACUCAUCCAUAUUCUGCCGCCGGAAGUGAACACACAGCGCAACGUACUGUCCGUGACGUCAGAGUGCGGAGCGAUGGGGAGUGACGUGAGAGCGUGAUGACGUCGCGCUGUGAGGCAGAGAUAAUGAAUGAGAUGACAGGCAGAAGGAGAGAGGGACAGAUGACAGCGGACAUUUGAUUGAUCCGUGGAUUUACUGAUUGAUCAAUGAUCAGACUGAGAUCAUCAUCGGACCUGUGAGCUGAUGGAGGCGGAUAUGAUGUUUUUCCACAGCACGGACGGGUGGAUGUGAUUUUUAACUGUGGAUCUAUUUGAAGGUUGGAGAUUUGAGGAUUUUUCUUGUGUUUUGUGCAGGAAUCUGUCAGAAUCCCACACAUACCCACAUCAUGUCGGACUGAAAGACACUCGAGAAAACAGCGACGAAUUAACACGGACAUAUUAACAGAAGAGAAGAGCACGCGCCAGCAAAAUGGGUGAGCAGCCGAUCUUCAGCACCAGAGCUCACGUCUUCCAGAUCGAUCCCAGCACCAAAAAGAACUGGGUGCCUACCAGCAAACACGCUGUUACUGUGUCGUACUUCUACGACAGCAACCGCAACGUCUACCGCAUCAUCAGCCUGGAUGGGUCAAAGGCCAUUAUCAACAGCACCAUCACUCCUAACAUGACGUUCACCAAGACUUCACACAAGUUUGGUCAGUGGGCCGACAGUCGGGCCAACACCGUGUACGGCCUGGGAUUUUCCUCCGAGGCUCAUCUGAGUAAAUUUGCUGAGAAGUUUGUGGAAUUUAAAGAAGCGGCGAGGUUAGCAAAGGAGAAAUCUCAGGAGAAGAUGGAGUUAACCAGCACACCCUCACAGGAAUCGGCCACAGACCUUCAGUCUCCCGUGACUCCCGAGAGCAUCAACGGAACGGAUGAGCGCGUGACACCCGACGCGGCGUUUAACGCUGAGAGCCGCCCGGAACCCAACGCUGUACCGUUCCCUCACAGCUCCACAUCCAUCACCAAACACUGGGAGGCGGAGCUCGCCGCUCUGAAGGGAAAUAACGCCAAACUGACGGCAGCGCUGCUGGAAUCAACCGCCAACGUCAAACAGUGGAAACAGCAGCUGGCGGCGUAUCAGGACGAGGCAGAGAGACUCCACAAACGAGUGACGGAGCUGGAGUGUGUUAGUGCACAAACUAGCGGCAUCAAAACUCAGAAAACAGAACUAAACCAAACCAUCGAGGAGCUGGAGGCCGAACUCAAGGCUAAAGAGCAGGAAUUAGAGAAGUUGAAGGAAGAAGUUGAAAAUGCCAACCAGCUUCAGACACAGAAGGAUUCGCUCGCUCAGAAGUUAGAGGAGAGAGAGUUGAGGAACGCCGAGUUAGAGGCUCAACUGUCCGAUCUGGAGCAGCGUCUGGAGAACAGCCAGCUGGAGGGCGAGUCGUUCCGGAAGAGUCUGCGCUCGCUGCUCGAUCUGCUGGACGGGAAAAUCUUUGAGCUGACGGAACUGCGAGACGCUCUGGCCAAACUCAUCGAGAGCGACGGCAGUUAAACAAACACACACACACACAUGUAGAGCUACACACAUAUUCACUACAUCAGAACAUCAUGGAUAUCAUCAGAGCGAGAGCUGCUGUGAUCAUUUCAUUUGACACACACACACACACACACACACACACACACACACACACACACACACACACACACACACACAUUACACACACAUACACAUUACAACAGUGUGUAGACACACACACACACACACACACACACACACACACAUACACAUUACAACAGUGUGUAGACACACAAACACACGCACGCACACUACAACACACAGACGCUAAGUUUGACAGACACAAAAACACACCAUGAAAUUCACAGACACACACUGAAGUUCAUAAACAGACAAUGAGGUUCACAGAUAUGCAGACACACACUAAAGUUUACAGACACAUAAACACACACACACCAAAGUUUAAAAACAGACAGUGAGGUUCACAGACACACAAUGAAGUUCACAGACACACAAACACACACUGAAGUUCAUAAAAAGACAAUGAGGUUGACAGACAUACAAACACACAUUGAAGUUCACAGAUACACACUAAAGUUCACAGACACACACUAAACUUCACAGACACAUAAACACACACUGGAGUUUACAGACACACAAACAUUUGCGGCACAUUUUAAUGCGUCUGCCAUGAAGGAAAUGCUGAGCUACUGACCACGGCAGAUUUGGAAGUUUCAUUAUUUUGUCACAUUAUUUCAGAAUCAGGAAAAUGAUGAUGUACUUUUGUCCUGUUUGCACACAGAGGUACAGAAAUGACACAAGAAUCAGUGUUGAUUAUGAAGAUGGAACUUUGAAUUGAAAGGUUUGAUUGACAGCUUAUAUCUGGACCCAUGCGGCACAGUGUCCAAACUGUAAACAGAUCGUGAUGGAUCGAUCAACAAAUGUGUGGAAUUUUAUUUAGUGAACCGGAACAUUCACUGGAAAGAAAAAACAUCCUGCAACUCUUCCAUUAAUAAACUUCCACAAUCUGAGCAAUACAAGAGAAACUAUGAACUUCAGUCACACUAUCAGGUAUUUUACAUGACUCUUUUCUGAGACAAACACGCAUUACACACACAUACGCACCCUCUUUCCUUUCUAAACACUUUUUAAACAUUAAAGUAUGACACAUUUAUAGUGCACUUGUCUAAAGGGCCGUUAUCAGACAUUGAGAUGAAAUUACGGUUUGUUCAUUUGUUUUGUUGUUUUGUUUUUGAAGUGCAAUGCUUUACUUGAUACCGUACGAUUACUGGUUAUUUAUUGUAAAGAAAUUAUAUAUAUAUAUAUAUUCUAAUCACAGUGGCUGCAUCAAUUCAAGGUAUUGGUUUUCACUUUUCCUCUUUCUUAUUUUUAUUAUUGGCUAUGUGGACAUACGGUUGUUGUUUUUAAUGUGUGUGUGUGUGUGUGGGGAGGGGGGAACUGGCAAUAUUUUUGAAGAGAAUUUAAAAGGGAAACAUAAACUCUAUCACUUGAUUUUGCAGAGAGAUUAUUUUCCUCUCUUGUACAGGUGAAGUCGCCUUUGUUACUGGCAGCUGGUUACUGGGUGACACUAUUGCCAAAAACCAGUGAUCCUGUGUGAUGAUUUAUUCAUGUAUAUGUGAAGAAUUUUAAGGGCUUUGCAGCAGGUAGUUUUUGACACACUGACUGGGCGGCUUUAUUAUCAUCAUGACAACAUUUGAGAGCCUCAGUAAUUUCAAAUAUUGAUGAUUUAACAUGCUGAAACACACAAUUGUAAUUCUGAGUUUAUAGUAAAAUUAAAGAGUAAAAUGUU